AUGGACUAUGCAGUGACAUCAUCUUUUCAAAGGCAUCAAACUGGAAUGAACGUUAAUUUAGGAUUAACAAGGCCCGAUUUGAACAUGAACCUCGGAAUGAGUUCAGCAUUUACGCAUUCCUGGUUCGUACCCGGCGAUGCCUGCGCCCCAAUCUCGCACCAACAGACAGGGCAUGUUCUCAUUUUAGAAUUAAGAAAAGAAAAAAGUAGAGAUGCAGCAAGAUCGAGAAGAGGAAAAGAAAAUUUUGAAUUUUACGAAUUAGCCAAAAUGCUUCCACUUCCGGCAGCGAUAACAUCUCAACUUGAUAAAGCAUCAAUCAUAAGAUUAACAAUAAGUUAUUUAAAACUUCGAGAUUUUUCCGGACACGGUGAUCCUCCGUGGCAAAGAGACAAUCCACCGCCGAAUAAAUCAUUAAAAGGUCCUUCGAGAAGGACGCCAGCAGGUCUGGCGAUUGAAAUGUUUGAACAACAUCAGGGAACUCACAUAUUACAGUCUAUGGAUGGAUUUGCUCUCGUACUUGGUGCCGAUGGUCGACUUUUGUACGUGUCGGAAACGGUGUCCAUAUAUCUGGGACUUUCUCAGGUUGAAAUGUCCGGAAGUAGCAUAUUUGAUUACAUUCAUCACAGCGAUCAUGCUGAAAUGGCUGAACAACUUGGAUUAGGACUUUCACAAUCCCAAGGUUUGUCAUCUCCAUCAUCCGGAAAUGACGAUGUUAAUUCAAGUUCCGGAACUGCAAAUCCUGACGUUGCAACACAAAUGUCAAUUUCCAGCAGUUCAAUGUACAAAGGUUUAGAUAGAGCAUUUUGCAUUAGAAUGAAAUCGACUCUGACAAAAAGAGGUUGUCAUUUUAAAUCUAGUGGAUACAGGGUGGUGUUACUAUUAUGUAGAUUAAGGCCGCAAUAUACGUUUUCACAUAGUCGAAAAUCUCCUCCUCCUUUAUUGGGCAUGGUAGCACUUGCUAUUGCUCUCCCACCUCCCAGUGUUCAUGAAAUACGCCUCGAAUCUGACAUGUUUGUUACCAGAAUAAAUUUCGAUUUUAGAAUAGCUCACUGCGAGCCAAGGGUAUCCGAGCUUUUGGAUUACACAGCGGAGGAAUUGACAGGAAGGAAUUUAUACACUCUGUGUCACGGAGAAGAUGCAAAUAAAUUAAGAAAAUGUCACAUAGAUUUAAUAAAUAAAGGCCAAGUUUUAACUCAUUAUUACAGACUGAUGAAUAAAAGUGGGGGUUACACCUGGAUACAAACGUGUGCAACUGUUGUGUGCAAUUCUAAAAAUGCUGAAGAACAAAAUGUGAUUUGUGUUAAUUAUGUACUCAGCGCUAGAGAAUAUGGACAUUUGGUUAUGGACUGUUGUCAGUUGGAAAAUACUAAUCCGACGAUAAAAAGAGAAACGCGACAAGAUCCUGAAAAUGGGUCUCCCGAUGCUGAUCAAGGUGGUAAUGGAGGCCCGGCAAGUUUUACACCGGAUUCCCAUAAUUCUCCUCCUAAUUCGGAAGGUAGAUCUCCAGAAAGCCCUAGCGAAAAACAAACGAGACCGGAUCAGACGACCCAACUUCAGGGAACUUCAACCUGCGAUAGAAUUAAGGUGAAUAGACCAGUAGUAAAUGCUUCCAUAACUGACUUAGACAAAAGCAGAACCCAAAGAAAAUCUAAAAAACGAAAAGUAGGUCACGAAGUCGAAAGUUCUGAAGAAGAAGAAAUAACGAAAAGAUCGAGUCCGAUAUCUGAACAUUCAAAUCCUCCGCAAGACAACGCCGGAGGAACGGUUAAAGAUCUCGAAGACGCCAUGAGUAAACAUUUGCCAAACACGAGUUCACCCGCUCAUCAGCCAACGGAUUUUAGCACCGAUGCAUUGCUUAAACAGCAAAGAGGAGCUAUUCAAUGGGUGGGACAUCAUUUGGGUCAAGCAAUGCCGGCUUCUGCUCUUCUGAGACAACUCUACGCCAAUCGAGAAAGUGUAAUAAGAGCAAACGUACACGCCGGUGGUAGAACGCCAGCGGGAGGUGGAUACUAUUCCGAUGGACAGGGACCCUUACCCACUCCACCGGGAAGCGAAGGUUCUUCAACGUACGGCGAUCAUCAAUUCGGUAAAACCGGACCCAACGACACUUUUAGCACGAUACCAUAUCCCGGUUAUCACGUCGACUAUCAUUCGGCAAUGACUCCGCCAUCGUCGGUAUCACCCAGAGACAAACACCAACUUUUGGACUACACCGAACUCAGGCAUCCUUAUUUGGAACCGACUCCACCGGCUCAGCCUCUUCCUCUAAAACCUCAAGCCUAUUCCGCACAUCCUACUCUCGAUUAUUUGGACCAAUAUCAAGGUGCUGGUUUUCAUUUAUAUCAUCCCAACAAGUCUUACACCGACCCACAUAAAACCGGAAAUUGGUAUUCUGCUACGUCAUAG
Molecule: messenger RNA, 2406 nt
Organism: Pediculus humanus corporis (human body louse)
Lineage: Eukaryota; Metazoa; Arthropoda; Insecta; Psocodea; Pediculidae
Product: Neuronal PAS domain-containing protein, putative
Exons: 10
Coding region: 1-2406 (801 amino acids)
Biological process (GO): regulation of transcription by RNA polymerase II
Molecular function (GO): RNA polymerase II transcription regulatory region sequence-specific DNA binding; protein dimerization activity; DNA-binding transcription factor activity, RNA polymerase II-specific
Source: RefSeq, a predicted model, not a curated record